Melampsora larici-populina 98AG31 is the source of this 1975-nucleotide messenger RNA. RefSeq lists its product as uncharacterized. Lineage: Eukaryota; Fungi; Basidiomycota; Pucciniomycetes; Pucciniales; Melampsoraceae. The record is from RefSeq and is a predicted model, not a curated record. The transcript has 11 exons. Gene Ontology annotation, cellular component: cytosol; phenylalanine-tRNA ligase complex; cytoplasm. Gene Ontology annotation, molecular function: tRNA binding; phenylalanine-tRNA ligase activity; ATP binding. Bases 1 to 1572 code for a protein of 523 amino acids. Gene Ontology annotation, biological process: phenylalanyl-tRNA aminoacylation.
AUGGGCGUCUUCUCAGCUAUGGACUCAGACGACUUACAACUUCAUAUCUUGGCAUUACUCGCCCAAUCACCCAUCUCAGACACUCGAGAACUCCAACCUCCUAGGGAUAGCCUUAGCAAUCCACCUGAUGAAUCGGAUGCAAGUCGAGCCGAAGAUCAGUUAUCCAUCAAGGGUGCACUAGAUAGUCUGGCAGGAAAAGAGAUGGUCACAUACCAGACUCACAACAUUGAAGUACAUGUUCUUAGUACAGAAGGAAAAGAAUUAGCCUCUUCGGGAAGUCAUGAGUAUCGGGUCUGGCAAGUUUUGGGCGAGAAAGGAAUGUUGAUGGCAGAGUUACAAGCAAGCCUGGGUGCGGAAGGGGCAAAAGUCGGUCAAGGAAAGGCUUUUCGGAAUAAAUGGAUUAAGAAGCGAAGCGACGGUGGAUUUGCCAGGGCUAUGGAGGCCGAUCAGAUCAUAGACCAGACAAAACUGGACCUGGUUGCCAUUGAAACUCAUGGCAGGCUUCCAGAUGAUGAUGCUAAAGGAACCAGAAUUGCCGACUACAGGAAACGGAAACUUUGCGAAAAGAAGAAGUACAUGUAUUUUUCAGCUGACAAAGGAACCAAAUUCGCCACAACGAUCGAGAAACCUGAGACAGAUCUGACAGCUGAACUUUUGUCAUCUGGACUAUGGCAGACAGCCAAGUUUAAACCGUAUAACUUCAAUGCAGUAGGCGUGCUGCCUAAUGGUGGAGCUCUACAUCCGCUUAUGAAGGUUCGAGAGGAAUUUCGUAACAUUUUCUUUGAAAUGGGAUUCACAGAAAUGCCAGCCGAUAGAUAUGUGGAAUCUUCUUUCUGGUGCUUUGAUUCACUUUUCGUGCCCCAACAGCAUCCUGCGCGUGAAUCUCAGGACACCUUUUAUCUUAAGGACCCGGUGGUUUCCACUGAAUUCCCGGAUGAUUACUAUAAAAGCGUGAAGAAGAUUCACGAAACAGGUGGACAUGGCUCGAUUGGUUACCGGGCUCCCUUCCAGAAAUCCGAAACCGAGAAGCUACUUUUGCGAACGCAUACAACCUCUGUCUCAGCAAAUAUGUUGUAUGAAAUUGCCCAAGAUUGCCGCAAAAAAGGAAACGGGGAAUUCGUACCCAGUAAGAUGUUCAGUAUUGAUCGAGUAUUCAGGAACGAAGCAGUCGAUGCUACUCACUUGGCAGAGUUCCACCAAGUGGAAGGCGUGGUAGCAGAUAAAAACAUCACGCUGGGAGAUUUGAUCGGCUUCAUGAAAGUGUUUUUUGCCAAGAUGGGAAUUCAUGAUAUCCGGGUGAAACCCACUUACAACCCUUAUACUGAACCAUCCAUGGAAAUCUACUCAUGGCACGAAGGUUUGAAGAAAUGGGUUGAGAUCGGAAACUCGGGUUUAUUCCGGCCUGAAAUGCUCGAGCCAAUGGGAAUCCCACCGGAUGUGCGAGUAUUAGGGUGGGGGUUGUCACUUGAAAGGCCUACAAUGAUCAAGUAUGGCAUCUCCAACAUUAGAGAGCUACUUGGACACAAAGUUUCUUUGGCGAGCGUUCAACAAGCAGCCGCUGUCAGAUUUUGAGAAUAAAUUUGAUCUCUGUUUUGUUGAUUCAAGAUGCCAAUACUUGUUGAACUUGUCGAGAAGUACUACUUGUGCGCCAUCUUAGCUCUGCUGUUCAGUAAGAGCAGGUCGGCACUUCAAACUGAACCCAUGACUCAUGAUGAUUGUCAACAUGACCUACCCCCAGGCGGUCUGUACAGCCCACCUUGUAUGUGUGCUACAAAGACAUGCAGUCAUUGUAGCUCAACGACCUUUGGGACAGACCCUGCAUCCCGGCGAUGGUUAUCAAGUUUCCACCUGCAACAUCACUUGUUCCUAUAAGACCAGAAGAUAAUUUAGUAUCCUUCACUUAUGUUGUUUUGACAAUGAGAGCCAGAAGAGAUAGCAACCACCAUGUCUGUAUCCCUGUAGGAUGUUGAUGUGC